AUACCAACUAAAUUCCCUGAAAAUGGGAGCUUCAAACUUCAACUCACUGAUUUAACUUGCCCCAAAUCAACACCUAAGAUUAAAAAAAUCAGAAAAGGAAAAAACCCGUAGGAAGCACGUCUUGUCAAGUUCCCCUCUAGCAGAAAAGGUAAUUUAAUUGAGAAAAAAGGAAAUAAAAAUUGGUUUCUCAAUUUCUUGCAAACCAUGCAACAGCAACUACAGCACUAGAAAAUAAAAGGGAAGGGUUGAGAGAGGAUUUUGUAUAAGGAUCUAUUUUUGAGGACAUGGGGAGGCUGUUUGUGGUUAAUCUUGAAGGGAAGGUCUAUAGCUGCAAGCACUGCAGAACCCAUCUUGCUCUUUAUGAAGAUAUUGUUUCAAAGCACCUGGGGGCCUCCCAAAAUGAUGGUUUCCCUGCAGCAGUCCUUUCACUGCAGGCAUGGGAAAGCUUAUCUCUUCAAUAAGGUAUCAAAUGUCUUUGUGGGAGUGAAAGAAGAGAGACCCAUGAUGACUGGGACACAUGUUGUUGCUGAUAUUUUCUGUGUUGGAUGUGGAUCGAUUGUGGGUUGGAAAUAUGAGACUGCCUAUGAAAAGAGCCAAAAGUACAAGGAAGGAAAAUCGGUUCUAGAGCGGUUUAAGGUAUCUGGUCCUGAUGGAAGCAGUUAUUGGGUGAAUCAUGAAGCACAUGUUGGUGGAAGUGAUGCAGAUGAAGUUUGAUCGAUUACUCUUCAUUUCGAAUUGUACAUUGAUGUUCUUAUUUAACUCUCAAUGUGAACUGGGAAAUUCAAAAUUCCUCAUUUCCAUGGCUCGUUCAUCAUGCUGUCAAUGGAUAACACGAUUCUGAACAUUGGAUUGUUGAAUCUGAUGCAGUACGUACUCAGUUUCAAGAGCUAGUCCAUGUUAAUAACUUGUUGAAUAUUUUACUGCAAUUUCAAAGAUCAAUUGUUAGUAUCAGAGACUUUCAGGCAAUUCUUGCUCA
Messenger RNA from Manihot esculenta (cassava), 976 nucleotides. RefSeq names its product protein yippee-like. The record is from RefSeq and is a predicted model, not a curated record. Bases 361 to 714 code for a protein of 117 amino acids. NCBI's taxonomy places the organism in Eukaryota, Viridiplantae, Streptophyta, Magnoliopsida, Malpighiales, Euphorbiaceae. Gene Ontology annotation, cellular component: ubiquitin ligase complex. The transcript is spliced from 7 exons.